CAUUUAAGGUUUUAAAAAAGAUUUGGCAGAGGAAGACUUGAGCUUUCCGGUGCCUGCGGACACCUCCCUCUUGUGCUCAGUCUUGGCCUCAGGACUUUGCUCUUGGUACACAGGAUUAUUAUUUCUCUUGCUCCUUUUAAUUUUUUUUUUCAGUGGCCUGUAGUAAUAGCUCUCUAGGGGAUCUUGGAGAGGGAGCGUCGCAAGGAAGACGUGUGGCGAGAUCCCUGCUGUGCUUUCCAACUCUGGCAGGCUGAAAUGCAACAUGGAGAGCCUUUCCCAUCAUUUCCCACCUGCUUUAGUUUCCUUUUUUCCAGACCCUCUGAGGCCAAAGGCUCAGGAAAUGCUCCAGGAAGAGGGAGCGGCUGUAGCACUGUGUCAAAUGCAGAACUGGGGGAGCAUCUGAGAACUGCGGGAUGCUAUAACCCUCGGUUGUCCUUGGCGUCUUCCCUUCUGGCUUUCAGUUUUACCUCUGAAAGUGCCACCUGCUGCUCUCCUGAUCUGCCCAUGUGCAAAGAGAGGGACCGAUCCUGAUCAACAGCCUCUAGGACUCAGCGAUGGCCGAAGGGGAAUCGCAGAAACUGCUCCCCCGGUUAGUUCAGGAAGGGAAGCUCGCCCUUCUUAAGGAAGAGAUUCAAAAGGUGGCCGGUCUGAGCAAGGACGUACAGAAGAAGCACUUUGGGAGGUCGGGAGACACGCUGCUCCACUACGCCGCCCGGCACGGGCAGCUCAGCAUCCUCAGGUGGCUGGUUGAGGCCUUUGACGUGGACGUCGAGCUGCUUAAUCACGACUACAAGCAGCCACUCCAUGAAGCUGCUUCCAUGGGCCACACAGACUGCGUUCUGUACCUGCUGAACAGAGGGGCAGCCGUGGACUGCUUGAAGAAAGCCGACUGGACUCCCCUGAUGAUGGCUUGUACGAGGAGGAACCUGGAGGUCAUCCAAGUCCUCGUCCAGCGUGGAGCAAACCCACUGCUGAAGAACAAAGAUGGCUGGAACUGUUUCCAUAUAGCCAGCCGGGAGGGGGACCCCCGGGUUGUCCGGUACCUGCUGGAUGUCUCUCCUAGCAUCUGGGACACCGAGAGCAAGAUCAAAAGGACCCCUCUGCAUACAGCAGUGAUGCACGGUCGCCUGGAGGUGGUGGAGGUGCUGCUGGACAGGUGCCGCUACGAGCCGGACAGCAAGGACAAGUGCGGAGUCACUCCCUUUAUGGACGCAGUCCAAAACGGGCACCUCGCCGUUGCCCGGCUGCUUCUGGACAAGCACAAGGCGUCCUGCAGCGCCAGGGAUGCCCUGGGCGCCCAGCCCCUGCACCAGGCGGCCGUCACUGCGCAGGACGAUGCCCUUCGCUUCCUCGUCUCGGACCUGGGCGUCAACGUCAACGCGGCGGCCACCUCGCUCCAGCUCACCGCGCUGCAUUAUGCCGCCAAGGAAGGGCAUGCAGGCACAAUCAAGACGCUUCUUUCUCUUGGAGCUGAUCUGAAUGCUAAGGAUGGGAAAAAUCGAACAGCCCUGCACAUGGCGUGCGCCAGGCAGAACGCCGAAUGCGUGCAACUCCUCCUGCAGGCAGGGCUGCGAGACUCCCCGGACAGCACCGGAACGCUCGCGCGGCAGCUGGCGAAGAAGCCCAGCCUUCUCCAACUGUUCGAGGAUUCACAUGCAACCGGCAUGUGCCAAAGAGAAUAAAAUCCUUUCCUUCCAGCCGCUCCGAGCUCCGUUUCCUAGUGGGACUGCAAGACAAGCCACUAACAGGGGAGCAGCCACCGUGUGAAGCCCACAUGACCCACACUGCGGAAGCUGGUUGUUUCGGCUGCCCAGCUGUGCGCACCUGGCGCGUUCAGCUGGGGGGCUCACGUGGGAUCUCAGCCCCACGUUUGCCGACCUCCCAAGGACAGCAAUGGAAGAAGGUCCAUUGGAUCAGAGCCAAGUCCUAUCCCAGCCUUCCCUUCCCUUCCCCUCCAGGUGGAGCAUGCUGGGAGCUGUAGUCCAACACAUCCAGACGGCACCAGGGCGUGAAGACUGAUCUGUUCGGUGCAGCAUCUUUCGCGGUGGUGGCCAAAGGGCUGACCAUGAGAAGCCCACAAGUGGGAGAGGAAUGAGACGGCAGCCCCCGUCCCCCAGGGGUGCCCUGCAGGCCCCCUGCCCCCAGUCCAGUAGACCAGCGGUUUUCAACCCCUGGUCCAUGGGCAGGCGUGGGGGCUGGCUGUGCUCCACCACCUCUUCCUCCAUUGGCAUAGCUUUGGUGCACGGGGGCCAUCAAGGGGGCCGGGGAGAGGAGAGACGGCUCAGUGGAAACCAUGCUGCGCUGAUUUCGGUAUUUUGUUCUUUUGUUGGCAUUUUGUGUUGCCUGGUUUCUGGUUGUU
This is a messenger RNA of Varanus komodoensis (Komodo dragon), 2359 nucleotides long. It is a transcript of the gene ANKRD16, whose product is annotated as ankyrin repeat domain 16. Bases 555 to 1682 code for a protein of 375 amino acids. Gene Ontology annotation, molecular function: protein binding. The record is from RefSeq and is a predicted model, not a curated record. Lineage: Eukaryota; Metazoa; Chordata; Lepidosauria; Squamata; Varanidae. The transcript has 9 exons.